Molecule: messenger RNA, 669 nt
Organism: Acanthosepion pharaonis
Lineage: Eukaryota; Metazoa; Mollusca; Cephalopoda; Sepiida; Sepiidae
Source: the annotation of a GenBank genome assembly
AUGCUCCAAGUAACAAUUCUCAUUCAUAUUUUAUUAGCGUUUAUCAUCAUUGUAAAUCCCAUUUGCCUUGAGCUGGAGAGCUUUCUACAGAUUUCGCCGCAAUUUAACUGGAAAAGGUGUGUCAUUCGAACCCUCCUGCUCCUGUGUAUUGUGUUUGUUGCCGAGACAAUUCCCAACUUCGGUUCCAUCCUGAUUUUAUUUUAUUCUAUCUAUCUAUCUAUCUAUCUAUCUAUCUAUCUAUCUAAUCCUGUUCAUAUCUAUCUCAAUAUGUUCAUAUCUAUCUAUCUAUCUAUCUAUCUAUCUAUCUAUCUAUCUAUCUAUCUAUCUAAUCCUGUUCAUAUCUAUCUCAAUAUGUUCAUAUCUAUCUAUCUAUCUAUCUAUCUAUCUAUCUAUCUAUCUAUCUAUCUAAUCCUGUUCAUAUCUAUCUAUCUAUCUAUCUAUCUAUUUAUCUAUCUAUCUAUCUAUCUAUCAUCUAUCUAUCUAUCUAUCUAUCUAAUCCUGUUCAUAUCUAUCUCAAUAUGUUCAUAUCUAUCUAUCUAUCUAUCUAUCUAUCUAUCUAUCUAUCUAUCUAAUCCUGUUCAUAUCUAUCUCAAUAUGUUCAUAUCUAUUCUAUCUAUCUAUCUAUCUAUCUAUCUAUCUAUCUAUCUAUCUAUCUUGUUCUCAUCAUAA